AUGCUUCUUUGACAAAAGUUGCAAAUACUCAUUCUACUAUUUUAUGUAGGAUCUUGCGAUAUGGCCCAAAACAGUCCCGAUACCUUUCAAAGUCCUGAUUUUACUAUUCCAGAGCCUGUGAGCAGCUCUAAUAAAAGAAGACCGGAUAUCGUCUUGGAGUUUAUGGAAGAGAAUGGACUUAAAGUUUGGCAUCUUAUAGUGGCAUUGAUAGGAUUGAUUGCUAUCUGCUUUUUACUGUUUUAUCCGUGCAUGCAUCUUUUAAAGAUUCGGAGUCAAAACAAUACUCGUCAUCUUGAGGAACCGUUACUGGGCAGCAAGCAAUUUGGAGAUUCCUUUGAAAUAAUUGUGGAUGCCCCUGAAAUAAAUUUAAAUGAUCAUAUAGAAAUCGAUUUGCCUACUUUUAGGCAUUUCUCUUAUUUUCCUUGCGCAAUUGCUAGGAGAACCCCUUUAGCUUAG
Molecule: messenger RNA, 456 nt
Organism: Blepharisma stoltei
Lineage: Eukaryota; Ciliophora; Heterotrichea; Heterotrichida; Blepharismidae
Source: the annotation of a GenBank genome assembly